UGUUCUUAAAUGAAGCAGGUUUCAACUUUGUGAAGAAAUGUAUUCAUGCUGUAGAAACAAGAGGUAUUACAAUCCUGGGGCUGUACAGAAUAGGUGGUGUAAACUCCAAGGUGCAAAAGCUGAUGAAUACCAUAUUUUCCCCUAAAUCUCCUCCUGAUAUGGAUAUUGAUAUGGAACUUUGGGACAAUAAAACAAUAACAAGCGGACUAAAAAACUACCUCAGGUGUUUGUCAGAACCACUGAUGACUUUCAAGCUGCACAAAGAUUUCAUUGUUGCUGUUAAGUCAGAUGAUCAGAACUACAGAGUUGAGGCAGUGCAUGCGCUUGUGCAUAAGUUACCAGAGAAGAACAGAGAGAUGCUGGACAUCCUUAUCAAGCACUUGGUCAAGGUAUCAUUACACAGUCAGCAAAAUCUAAUGACUGUGUCCAACCUUGGUGUUAUCUUUGGACCAACUCUGAUGAGAGCCCAGGAAGAAACCGUGGCUGCUAUGAUGAACAUUAAGUUUCAGAAUAUCGUCGUUGAAAUUCUGAUAGAGCAUUAUGAAAAGAUAUUUCACACUGCACCAGACCCCAAUAUUCCUCUUCCCCAACCUCAGUCCCGAUCAGGUUCAAGAAGGACAAGAGCAAUUUGUCUCUCCACAGGUUCACGUAAACCCAAGGGAAGAUAUACACCGUGUCUAGCGGAUCCUGACAGUGACUCGUACAGCAGUAGCCCAGACAGCACUCCCAUGGGCAGCAUCGAAUCUCUCUCUUCCCACUCCUCGGAGCAGAACAGCACCACCAAAUGCGCACCCUCGCAGCCCAGGGAGAAAUCAGGAGGGAUUCCAUGGAUUGCCUCUCCCCCUUCUUCAAACGGCCAGAAGAGUUCAGGCCUCUGGACUACAAGUCCAGAAUCCUCGUCAAAGGAGGAUGCAACCAAAACAGAUGUGGAGUCAGACUGCCAAAGUGUAGCUUCUGUCACUGGACCAGAGAAUGCCUCUCCACCAACAGACCUGACCAAAAAGAGUUCUUACAGUCUGUCUGGGCUGAAAAGGUCUUCAGCAUCUUCCCUUAGAUCAAUUCCGUCAGCUGAAGGUAACAAAAGCUGCAGUGGAUCUAUACAGAGCUUAUCUUCAACAGAUACCAAAGAUACACCAAAGGCUCCACCAAACCCUGAUUUGCCUCCCAAAAUGUGCAGGAGAUUAAGAUUAGAUACUGCAUCAAGUAAUGGCUAUCAAAGACCAGGAUCUGUAGUGGCUGCAAGAGCGCAAAUGUUUGAAAGUGCUGGUUCACUUAAACAAGUUUCUUCAGGACGACAAGCAAAAGCCAUGUACUCCUGUAAGGCUGAGCAUAGUCAUGAACUGUCUUUCCCACAGGGGGCAAUAUUUUCCAAUGUGUAUCCAUCAGUGGAACCAGGCUGGUUAAAAGCAACUUAUGAAGGCAAAACGGGACUCGUUCCUGAGAAUUAUGUUGUCUUCCUGUAGUAAUCUUUAGUGGACAGCAAUAUCUUCAUGGUAUCCAUGGUAACAAAUAAUAAGCACUAUGAUUUUUAUCUGACACAGAUAUGGGAUCAGCCCGUUAGCUGAGUGGUAGAUUUCCUUCAGAUACUGCAGCUGCAGGUUACAUAGCUCCCUAUCAACAGAACAGAAUGUAAUGAAACAGUUAACAGUUUCUGUCCUGAAGACGGUACUCUGUUUAAAUAACUUCCAUUGUUUGCAAAAGGUUGUUCUGUUCUUCUUUUAUGGGUGAGGAACACUAGAGCAAUAAAAUCAAAAAAGUUGCUAUUUAGCUGCAGACUUUCAGGUCCUAGAUGUUGGUCACAGAAGCGUGAAAUUUAGAGGCAAUGCACUUGAUGACAUUUCUUGCAAUCUAUGUUUUUUAAGAUGGAAAAUUGUAUUUUUUUCAUAAUGCAAGUAAUGCUUCUAUUGUGAUCUGAAUUCUCCCUUAGAAAACUUGAUUCUACAAUUAGUCCUAAUCAUUUCAA
Messenger RNA from Cariama cristata (Red-legged seriema), 1963 nucleotides. RefSeq names its product Rho GTPase activating protein 42 (gene ARHGAP42). Lineage: Eukaryota; Metazoa; Chordata; Aves; Cariamiformes; Cariamidae. The record is from RefSeq and is a predicted model, not a curated record. The annotation marks the transcript as partial. Gene Ontology annotation, biological process: signal transduction. The transcript has 12 exons. Gene Ontology annotation, molecular function: protein binding; GTPase activator activity.